CCUCAAUUUUGUUUCCGAAAAUUUCACACAUUUUCUUUUAAUUAGUUUAGUAGUAAAAUAAAUAACGAGAAAAUGGAAAACAUUGAAGACAGCGAUUCCGACAAUAUGAAUACCUCAGAAAACUUGGAUUUUGUAAUCGAUACUGUUGGAGACACUAAUAAAAGUCACAAAGAUGAAACCAGUUCUGCCGGAGGGUCAACGAUUAAUAAAGAAAGCAUCGAUAAAGAUAAACGAAUUUCAGAUCUAUUUAAAGGUUUCGAUCACAUUUUUGAAACCCCGAAUUUGGCAGAAAUAACCGAGAUAAAAACCACAUCAAAAAAUCCCCUAGUUAAACAAACAUUAGAAAGUUUAGGGGUGAACGAGAACGGAUCGUUGAAGAAAAAUUACUACAAUUUUAGAAAGAAAGUAGAUAGUAAAACUGAUAAAAUAGACGUGAAAAAAGUUUUGGAACACUCAGUUAUAACACCGGAAUUCGAAAAGUUACAUGUAGUUCCCCCUAUAGAUGUCUCCGAGAAGAAGUUGAAACAACAAAGACAAAAAGAAAGGUCGUUAACGAAAGGUAGUAAAUGGUAUGGAUUACCGGCUACAGAAUUAACGGAUGAAGUGAAGAGAGAUUUAGAAGUUUUGCAAAUGAGAUCCGUUCUGGAUCCAAAGCAUUUUUACAAGAAGAACGAUUUGAAAGUGCUUCCAAAAUAUUUCCAGAUUGGCAAGGUAAUGGAUUCACCUUUAGACUUUUACAACGAUCGUAUUCCUAAGAAACAGAGAAAGAAGACAUUGGUCGAUGAGCUUCUGGCUGAUGCGGAAUUUAACCAAUACAACAAGAGGAAAUAUAAGGAGAUAAUUGAAGAAAAACAGAAGACCCACUACAAAGCCUGGAGGCAAGCUAAGAGAUUAAAAAAGAAAAAAUAGAAAAAUAAAAGAAAUAAUAUAAAAUUUAAAAUAUUUUAUUACCAAAAUUAUUACACAAACGAUUUUAAAAUUACUUAAAACACAUACGUUUACAUUUAUUUAUGCUAUAUACAAAUAAGUGUCUUUAUAAACAUACGAUAAAUAAUACUCUCUACGCUAUCUCCUUAAUAUCCGAUAAAUGUUUGGGCGAUUCGUACGAGACGUCGUUCCCGUCUCGUUCUUCCUCCUCAUCGAUGAUACUGAUAUCCCUGAUGGAAGGCCUGUGGCUCCUUCUCCACGUUUGCGAGUCCGUGUUAAAUUUCGCUUUGGUCAAUAGAACGGGCCCCAGCAGGGUCAUCAGGAUGGCGGCCGAAGGCGCCGUUAAAACUAUCGAUAAAACGCACACGUUCAACAUUUUCUGCGCCCAGUCGUAUUCCUCGGAACUGGCCGCUACCAGCCCUAGCGUAACAGGACCCAAAGCGGCCUAAAACAGACUCAUUAGAAACACAAAUUGUUCGCUAUAGUAAUUUAAAAACGCACCUGUACAGUCGCUUUGGACAUA
Molecule: messenger RNA, 1450 nt
Organism: Phyllotreta striolata
Lineage: Eukaryota; Metazoa; Arthropoda; Insecta; Coleoptera; Chrysomelidae
Source: the annotation of a GenBank genome assembly